Molecule: messenger RNA, 5542 nt
Organism: Ectocarpus sp. CCAP 1310/34
Lineage: Eukaryota; Phaeophyceae; Ectocarpales; Ectocarpaceae
Source: the annotation of a GenBank genome assembly
AUGACGACCUCGGCCGAGAGAUGCAUCCACCCGGGUUGCGUAUCGGCCGCGCUGCACGCCCUGAGAGGCCGCGAAGGCCUGCGGCGCGUCUGCGCCCGCCACCUCACGAGCUUCUCCGCCGUCGGGGACUCGGAAGACAUCGCCGCCGCUGCGCCCGGGUCGGACCAUGUCGACGCGGUGGCGGCGUCGGCGGCGACAAGCAGCAUCAUGAUGGCGGACGAGGACGACGAUAGCCCACCAAGGCGCGGCCCUUACCGCAAGGGGAAUUUAUUCAACGGUGGCGGUUUGUUCGAGGGGAGCGGCGGCGGCGGCGGCGGCGGUGCCGGUGGCCGUGGCGACAGCCGGGCAUACUCCUCCGGGCUGCUGCCGCCACCCGCGCCGACGGCUAGAGACGAUGGGGAUGCACCCACCGCCGGCGACGGCAGUGAUGACGACGAUGCCGAGCCCAUCGAUUUCCGGCUAAAGCGGGCCCGUACCGCCAACCACCGGGAUGGCAACGACCAGCAUGAAGCAGAGGAGGAGGAGGAGGAGGAGGAGGAGGAGGAGCGGAGCAGCAGUAGCCCUCAAGCACUACUGCUCCCCGCGGGCAAAGCGAGAGGCGCCCCGGGGUCGGAUUUGCUGGGGAGGAUGGCGACGGAGAGUCCCGGGGCCGGGUUCAGGAUGCUGCUGCAGACGGACACCGGGUGGACCCGCUGGAACUGGCACACCGCCCUCGACCGCACUCGCACGACGCUCCAAAACGUUGGCGAAUGAGGGUGGUCGUCGCCAUCCCUGCUGCUGCUGCUGCUGCUGCUGCUGCUGCUGCUGCUUGGGCAAAUGUUGGCGGCUGAGGGAUUUCGGCCACUGCCGCUUGAGAAAGAGGGACUGCCUAGAAAUGGAUGCUUAAGACUAUGACACGCCGCCCUCAGCCGCCCCCGCACAACGCUCCGUGACGCUGACGGUCAUCGUUCAAGACGCCGCUUGAGAACAGCAAGCGGGACUCCCUAUACUAGAUAACUUUUAUUUUUCCGUUUGAUUCUAUGCAUGUUUUUGCAGCAUUGGGGAGUUUUUGCAGCAGCAGCAGCAGCAGCAGGACGAUCUUAUGUCUGUAUACGGGAAGGUGUGGUGUUUGUCAAAAACCGAUAGGAAAGAGUGAACGAGAUACGUGUGGUUUUUCCUUUUGUGAGAAAUUGUCAGUCACCCUGCUAGAGGCAGGAGGAGGAUUGGGAGAAAGUGUGCUUGUAUGUAUAUAGGACCGCGAGUUUGUAAUGUUAGACUACAGUAGCCAUGAUUUCGGCAUCGUGUUUGCGAUCAAAGUUUUAAGUAGUGGCAUCGGCCGAGUUAGACCCAGGAGAGGCUAAUGUGGGUAUUCUUUAACUGUGGUUACAAAUUGGAAGCAGAGAUGUUGAAUAUUGUAGUAUGCAUAGACUGAGUUGAUGUACAAGGUAUGCUCGCAGGAGAUUGAAAAAAACGUGUGAUUCUGAUAAAUGAAAUUUUUCCCGUCUAGUAAUUGAUAGUAGGUGUCUCGAUGGGGAGUCGUCUGCUGAUGAGAGAUCACAGGCAAGCCUUCUGUCAAAAAUAUCAAUUGUGAGUUAUUUUUACGAAACCAAAUUUGUUGACUGUAACGGCGUUCCUAAGGUGCAUUUUUUUGAGUUUGUAUUGGAUACGGAAAAAUGAUGAAAAGAUAGAAAACCGGUGGGAAAUAAAGGUUUUGUUGUUAAACCACGGAUGAGUGGGGCUAUGGCUCCGCAGCUCAUUUUUCAGGAUCCGAUGACGAUUGAUUGUACUUUCGUGAGGGAGGGGGCUGCCAGAUAUUCCUAGGGAACCACUGCAUUUCGGAACCUUUCUGCAAAAAGUGCAAGGCGAACCGGCGCGCGAGGGAUGCUGGGGCGUAGCAGCAUUUUUUGUUGGUGUUCAUCAUGCAGUAACGGCCCUUCACCAAGUGGACGUUUGGAGGCUCUCUUGGUGCACGAUGUCGAGUGAAACUCGGCGCAGAGGUUGAAUGGGGGGGGGUGUUCUCGGUGUCGUACAUACAGUCGUUAGACCAUGGAUCUCGCAUCCCUACCAAGCCGGGAUGGAGCACGCCGGGUUCUCACAGGUGCAGGCUCUCGCAUCACCAAGCGCGAAGCGCCGUGAGGUAUUCGGCAAGGUUGAAGGGGGGAAGAAUGUGAUACUGGCUUACAUACACGCAUGUCUUCGGGGUGAUGGGUACGGUGGGGGUUGCACACUGCUUUGUCGCCCCCAUCUUGGUGUCGAGUUGUAGGCGUUUCCCCAUUUUGUAUUUUUUCCGAAAAAACAAGGCUCCCCGUAUUACGCAAAAGCAUGUGUGUGCUCAUUUUCUGGGCCGAUGAUGCUCGAAAAAAGGCCCAAACUGCCGUUUGUGCUCGUUUUUCUGCCAACUUUGCUCUCAAUUCGGUCAAAUAUGUUCGACUAGAUUAAUUAAUGCCCAAAUUUUUCGAUGCUUUUUUGUGCUUUUUGACGCUCGAGCGUGAUGGGGAAAUGCCUGUUGAGUUGAGUCUGUUGGCAUUCACCCUCUGGUGAUGGAGUUCUUCCAUGUCCUUCGUUGCGUUAAGACUGCGGCUGCUGCUCGCUUCCACGCCCUGCGCUCUCUCGGUUGUGGUAUUUCGAGGUGCAGCGGCGUGAUGGUGGUGCCGGUCUGUUCCCGUAGAUAUCUGGCGUUUUCACUCGUCGAUGUGUUGUUUUGUCGUUGUGAUGAAUUUCUCCGAGUCGUGUUACCCUGUUUCCCUUCUGCUGCAAGACUGCUGCCCAUCGACCACGCCAGUCAAGUGGAAAAUGUAUGAUCCUUCGCGUUGCAGUCGUCUGAUCGAUAAUUCGGGUGACCCAGUUCUAUGUGCUUGGAAGUGUAGAGCAGCUCGGCCAUGAAGGGCCGUAGGGGUAGGUAACGUCGUGCAGACGUGUUGUAUCCGUGUAUUGUUGUGUUGUAGUUGUCGGGGGCGUGCUCGUGCUCGUCAAACCAUCACGGUAUCGAGUCACGCCUUCAUGCUUUCUCACACAACGAAUCUCUCUGAAUCCUCACCAAAAGCCUCUCACAACCAAGGAAAAUAUGUAGAAAGUUCCUGUUCCUCCGCAUCUCAUCACUGCAAUAUUCGUACGUACGUACAUAACAUCUCAACCAUCAUACUAUGCUACGAGUAUAUCGAAUAGCCCCCCUGCUCGUAUGCAUCGUCAUGCUCCGGGAAAAUAUCAUAGUCAUCCUUCUCAUGCCAGUUCAUCCCAAAACACAAUCAAAACCAAGAAAACGAAAAUACUUCAGACACGACAAAAGUAUCCAAAUAGCAUACCAACACACGCUAAUCACUCUCGCUCUCUUUUGAAAAUUCUCAACUCAAACUCUUUUCAUCCAGAAAAAUAUGACGAACGCCGUUCAAAGACGCCUUUCCUUUCACCGCCAAUUCGUCACAAUAUCUCGGUUCGUCUCUAAAUCCGCCUAGCUAGAUAUCCUACCAUUACCAAGAUGUAUGCAAUCCUAAGACAAAUUAUUCCAUUAAUCCACCAAACCUUCGUCCGCAGGUAAAACGCGAAGAAGAAAUAUCUCCCUGAAAUACUCAAAAUAUAUCAUGAAUGUUCGGUGAAGAAAUGUCAGCAACGCCAUUUCGUUUGAAAGAAUAUAACGUGCCCCCCUGCUCCGAGGAUCCGCCCCCCUGCUUUGUGAAGGGGUCGGAGUCAAGCCGAAAAACAAUACGAGAGGUGCCGAAAAUCAUAACAGUACUUCUGAUCCUCUCAUCCACACUUCAAUCAGAUCUGAAAAACCAAACCCAAGCUCAAAUCAAACAAAACAAACGCCAAAUCUCAAACUAACUCAAAUUCAAGAUGAACCUCAAUGCGCCUACUUUUCCAGCCAUAAUCCCCAGCGCAUUGGACCACUGCCCCUGCCAUUGUUUCUCCCCCGUGGAUUUUCGCUCGCCUCCGCCGCGGUCGCCUUCUGUGCUCUUCGUCCGGCUGGCCGCGGCUGGAGCAUCGUCAGCAAAUCGUCCGCCUUCGUUGGGGGAGACCACAAUUGUCGCUCCAGAAGGAUUGACUCGGCAGCGGUGGAGGGCAGGUCGCGCGUUCGGAAGGGAAGAUGGUGGCACAAUCAGUUCCUUAUAAAACAGCACUCCUGAGGAGAAUCACAUGCCACAACACUCCCCCCGGUUCUGCACAGGGGUGACUGCUGUACCAAAACAAAAUAAAAUACAGUUGGACAUCCAAAAUUUCUCUUCUGCUCACGCCGUGAAACUUCAAAGUUCGUGUUGUGCCACCGAAAUGGUCUUGAGUGAUCUCUUCGGAGGAACGCAUUUGGUGGAUCUUGCUCCGCGUCAUGCUGAGUACUGCCUCUUAUUGCUGUCCUCUACGAUCUAGUCGGGAAUUUAGUUUCUGGGUCAACCUCGCUUCUUGGCUGAGUGAUGCCUCGGACUAUUUUUCUCUGCGAUCUAGUCGGAAAACGUCAGUCUUGGGUCAAGUCUCGCUUUUCGCCGAGGUCCUGCCACGCAUAUUGCUGUUCUCUCCAGCGAAAUUCUACCCAACAUCUCCUACAAACUUGCCAUGAAAUCCUACGUGCUUGCGUCAAGAAUUCUGACUGUCCUUCAAAUGCGUAAUAUGUCCACGCUUUGCUGUUGUGUCGGUGGUGACGUGGUAGUCCCACAAACAAAGUUACGCAUCAUUUUUUUUUUUUUUUUUUUACCGUACUGCUUUUGGUGUGAUAAAAGCCCCUCAUACUCUUUUCGUUGCACGAUUGGCAACUAAACUCUUGGAAGCAUAACAUCCCCUCAUACGUGCUGUUGGUGGCUUGAUAACCCCUCACACGUUCAGUUAUCUCGUUCGGGACAACCGUACUCUCUCUUUCAUCCCAACAUCACACAUUUCGCAGAAUUCCCAACACAGGAAACGAUUCAGACACAAGACAAGACAAAAAAACUUUCGGAACACAAAACAAGGCCAUAUUCGUCUUCGGACAGAGGACAUGAUCAUUUCAUCACGUGCCUGAGCGGGUCUGGGACCCUAGUAGCAGAAGUGGUGCUGCUGUAAUGCGCUGAGCCGCCCGUCGGGGGCUCGCGCGAUGGUCAGGGGGAUGUCGUCCGCGGGCGUGGUCGAUGGUUCUAGGCGCGCUCCCUGCUGCUGGCCUACCUCGUACUCUUCGCUCUCUCGCAUGACUUUUAUCUAACCCUCUCCUGCUUUCACCUCGCAGCUGACGUCCGGACUCCUGUUGACUUCUUCAGCUUCAAACCGCGCGCUCUUGUCGACGCUGCGGGAGCUAUCUUGUUCUUCGAUCCUGGCGUCCUCCGCUGCUCGGCGGGCCUCCGCUGCUUAGCGGGCCUCCGCUGCUUGGCGCGCUUCAUCUUGGCGCCUGGUAGCCAUCUUGACCCUGCUCUCGAUCGCCGCAAAGCGAUACUCCUAAACCAAGCUCGACCGCGAAUCUCGUAGACGACGUGUCAUCGCUAGCGUGAUCGAUAAUUCGGGUGACCCAGUUCUAUGUGCUUGGAGUUUAGAGCGGGUGGCCCAUGACGGGGCGUGGAUGGGUAAAAACGUGUUGGGAAACGUGUUGUAUCCGUGUUGUCUUGUUGUA